AUGGCAUCCAGUGAGUCGAAAGCACAACGUCCUGGGUUUGAAGCGUAUCCGGCGCCGAAAAAUCUCCAGUCCAAGACUGUAACGAGAGAGGAGCUUCGCCAAUGGAUUCUUGAUGGGCAGAAACCAGGCAAAGACUUCCUUCUUAUCGACGUCCGCCGCGAGGAUCACGAGGGCGGAACGAUAAGAGACGCAAUCAACCUCCCAGCGCAGAGCGUAUACCCAUCCAUCCCGACCCUAUAUAUGUUGGUUAAAGGAGCAGGGAUUAAGAAGGUGGUAUGGACAUGCACAACAUCUCGUAAGCGAGGCAACCAGGUUGCUGGGUGGUUUACGGACUUCAUCCAAGGGAAGGGUGAUUCGGACAUCGAGAGUUAUGCGCUCUUUGAGGGGGUCCUUGGGUGGGCUACCGCUGGCAGAGAGUUUACGGACCUGAUGGAGGGAUACGAUGAGGAAGUGUGGCGCAGAGACUAUUCGAAGCACUAA
Messenger RNA from Fusarium oxysporum Fo47, 480 nucleotides. Its product is annotated as Rhodanese-like domain-containing protein. The record is from RefSeq and is a predicted model, not a curated record. The transcript is spliced from 3 exons. Bases 1 to 480 code for a protein of 159 amino acids. NCBI's taxonomy places the organism in Eukaryota, Fungi, Ascomycota, Sordariomycetes, Hypocreales, Nectriaceae.